GUCUGUCUGUCCGUCUGCUGCCGAUGUGUCCUGAGGGCAGAUCCCUUCGUGCCGACAGCCAUUCUGGAUGACAGCCACACUAUGACCAGUGAAACCAGUAGCCUGGUCCAGUCCCACUAUAAGCAGCGGGAGUCAGAGCGGGAGGCAUUGCCCUACCAGACGGGUCAGCUGCACCCGGCCAUUCGAGUGGCCGACCUCCUGCAGCACAUCACCCAGAUGAAGUGUGCCGAAGGGUACGGCUUCAAAGAGGAGUACGAG
This is a messenger RNA of Morone saxatilis (striped sea-bass), 258 nucleotides long. Its product is annotated as receptor-type tyrosine-protein phosphatase mu-like. Lineage: Eukaryota; Metazoa; Chordata; Actinopteri; Moronidae. Gene Ontology annotation, molecular function: protein tyrosine phosphatase activity. Gene Ontology annotation, biological process: protein dephosphorylation. The record is from RefSeq and is a predicted model, not a curated record.